Molecule: messenger RNA, 3900 nt
Organism: Conger conger (European conger)
Lineage: Eukaryota; Metazoa; Chordata; Actinopteri; Anguilliformes; Congridae
Product: mucin-2-like
Exons: 4
Source: RefSeq, a predicted model, not a curated record
GAAGCCCUGACUACAACUGUAGCCACAACAAUACCUGCAGCCCUUCCAAUAAUUGCAGCUCCCUCUACAACUGCAGCACCGACAACAACAGCAGCCUCCACUACAACUGAAACCCCCACUACAACUGCAGCUCCCACAACAACUGAAGACCCACCUACAACUACUACAACUACAGCCUCGACUACAACAACUGUAGCCCCCACAACAACUGAAGCCCUAACUACAACUGAAGCCCUGACUACAAAUAGAGCUCAAACAACAACUGCAGCCCCUAUAACAACUGAAGCUCUGACUAGAACUGUAGCCCCCACAACAACUGAAGCCCCGACUACAACUGCAGCCCCGACUACAACUGAAGCCCCGACUACAACUGAAGCCCCCACAACAACUGAAGCCCCGACCACAACUGCAGGUCCCACAACAACUUCAACCCCCACAACAACUGCAGCCCCGUCUACAACUGAAGCCCAAACAACAACUGCAGCCCCCACUACAACUGCAGCCCCAACUACAGCUGAAGCCCCGACAACAACUGAAGCCCAAACAACAACUGCAGCCCCCACUACCACUGAAGCACUGACUACAACUGCACCCCCAACUACAACUGAAGUCCUGACUACAACUGCCGCCCCCACAACAACUUCAACCCCAACAACAACUCAAGCCUUGACUACAAGUGCAGCCCCCACUACAACUGAAGUCUUGUCUACAACUGCAGCCCCCACAACAACUGCAGCCCUGACUACAACUGCAGCCCCCACAACAACUGCAGCUCAAACAACAACUGCAGCCCCUACAACAACAGUAGCUCCCUCUACAACUGCAGCACCGACAACAACAGCAGCACUGACAACAACAGCAGCCCAGACUACAACAGCAGCCCAGACUACAACUGCAGCCCCGACUACAACUGCAGCUCUGACUACAACUGCAGCUCCGACUACAACUGAAGCCCCCACAAGAACUGAAGCCGUAACUACAAUUGAAGCUCUGACUACAACUGUAGCCCCCACAACAACUGAAGCCCCGACUACAACUGAAGCCCAAACAACAACUGCAGCCCCCACUACAACCGAAGCCCUGACUACAAAUGCAGCCCCCACUACCACUGAAGCCCUGACUACAACUGCAGCCCCCACAACAACUGAAGUGCUGACUACAACUGCAGCCCCCACAACAACUUCAACCCCAACAACAACUCAAGCCUUGACUACAAGUGCAGCCCCCACUACAACUGAAGUCCUGUCGACAACUGCAGCCCCCACAACAACUGAAGCCCUGACUACAACUGCAGCCCCCACAACAACUGAAGCCCCGGCUACAACUUCAACCCCUACAACAACUGAAGCCCCGACUACAACUGCAGCUCAAACAACAACUGAAGCCUUGACUACAAUUGCAGCCCCCACUACAACUGAAGUCCUGUCUACAACUGCAGCCCCCACAACAACUGAAGCCCUGACUACAACUGCAGCCCCCACAACAACUGAAGUCCUGACUACAACAAUUGUUGCCACCACAACAACUGAAGCCCUAACUACAACUGAAGCCCUGACUACAACUGCAGCACCGACAACAACAGCAGCCCAGACAACAACUGCAGCCCAAACUACAACAGCAGCCCAGACUACAACAGCAGCCCAGACCAUAACUGCAGCCCCCACAACAACUGAAGCCCCGGCUACAACUGCAGUCCCCACAACAACUGCAGCCCCGACUACAACUGCAGCUCAAACAACAACUGAAGCCCUGACUACAACUGUAGCCCCAACAACACCUGCAGCCCUUCCAAUAAUUGCAGCUCCGACUACAACUGCAGCCCCUACAACAACAGUAGCUCCCUCUGCAACUGCAGCACCGACAACAACAGCAGCCCAGACUACAACAGCAGCCCAGACUACAACUGCAGCCCAGACUACAACUACAGCCCAGACUACAACAGCAGCCCAGACUACAACUGCAGCCACCACUACAACUGAAGCCCUGACUACAACUGAAGCCCCGCCUACAACUACUAUAACUACAGCCUCGACUACAACAACUGUAGCCCCCACAACAACUGAAGCCCUAACUACAACUGAAGUCCUGACUACAACUGUAGCCCCCACAGCAACUGAAGCCCUGACUACAACUGCAGCCCCCACAAUAACUGAAGCCCUGACUACAACUGUAGCCCCCACAGCAACUGAAGCCCUGACUACAACUGCAGCCCCCACAAUAACUGAAGCCCUGACUACAACUGUAGCCCCAACAACACCUACAGCCCCCACUACAACAGUAAACCCCACGACAGCUGCAGCCCUUCCAAUAACUGCAGCUCCCACUAUAACUGCAGCCCCUACAACAACGGUAGCUCCCUCUACAACUGCAGCACCGACAACAACAGCAGCCCAGACUACAACAGCAGCCCAGACCACAAUUGCAGCCCCCACUACAACUGCAGCUCCCACUACAACUGAAGCCCCGACUACAACUACUACCGCUACAGCCUCGACUACAACAACUGUAGCCCCCACAACAACUGAACCCCUGACUACAACUGCAGCCCCCACAACAACUGUAGCCCUGACUACAACUGCAGCCCCCACAACAACUGAAGCUCUGACUACAACUGUAGCCCCCACAACAACUGAAGCCCUGAUUACAACUGCAACCCCGACAACAACUGCAGCUCCAACUACAACAUCAGCCCAGACUACAACUGCAGCCCCCACUACAACUGCAGCUCCCACUACAACUGCAACCCCCACUCCAACUGCAGCUCCCACAACAACUGAAGCCCCGACUACAACUACUACAGCUACAGCCUCGACUACAACAACUGUAGCCCCCACAACAACUGAACCCCUGACUACAACUGCAGCCCCCACAACAACUGAAGCCCUGACUACAACUGCAGCCCCCACAACAACUGAAGCUCUGACUACAACUGCAGCCCCCACUACAACUGCAGCUCCCACUACAACUGCAGCCCCCACUACAACUGCAGCUCCCACAACAACUGAAGCCCCGACUACAACAACUACAACCACAGCCUCGACUACAACAACUGUAGUCCUCACAACAACUGCAGCCCCUACAAAUCCGCCAUCAGUAAACGAGGGUGUCCAGAACCUUUUUUUCAGAAUCAUUAGAGCUUUUGUAGAUGCAUUGUUAAACCAAAACUCUCCUGAAUUCCAGGAUCUAGCACGUCUUAUCGUUAGACAGUUGAACCGUGCCUAUCGCAGAAGAUACCCCAGAACCUACAGGAGGUGUAGGGUUCGACGGUUCAGGCGUGGGCGUCCUUUGUCUACUGUUGUUAACCGGAUGGACACCAUAGAAGUAGACACAGAACUGAUAUUUGCCAACCAGUCUGUGGUUCCAAACGUGACCGAGACAGAAACAGCCCUUCAGGAGGCCAUUAAUGAUUCAACUGUUGACUUGAACGUCAUUCCAUCCAGCAUUAAUGCAGAAGACACAAACACCACCAUAACUACAACUACAACAAGCAGUGCCAUGGCAGCAAACAAACCCCAGGAAGUCAUCAGUUUUCUGUUCCCUCUUAUUCUUGUCAUUUACUAUCUGUUAACAGGCUCCCUUGGUUUUAGCCAGAUAAAUAUAUAAGCCUUUAUCAUUUUGACACUUGAUGCUACUCUAUGACUGAUAACUUGUUUUAACAGAUUUCUUUAAACAAAAGUGCAUAUCCUUCACUGAGUGCCUCAUUGAGCCAUUGAUGUGUGUGUGUAUACAUAUACAUAUUUUUCACACUUUGAGUACAACAAAGAGGCUUUUAAAACUGGAAUCAGGGUGGGAAACCAAAUCAAGUCCUAAUGGUUUGAAUGAAGAACUGCUCCUUCACCCCAUUUACUUACCUUAUUUUACAGUAAGUCUAGACUUUCUUUUUUCAUAGAUGUUUACAUA